UGAAUGAGCCAGGCAAGAGGCUGCUGAAGAAACAGCUGAUUUCCAUGUCAUUUGCAUGAACCCUGCUGUGAAAUGAGCCAAGCCCGGACUGGUCGGAUACUUCCUCCUCUCCCUUGCUGAGCACUCCAGAGCCAUUGUUCCUGGGUCGUCGAAUUGUGUCCUGUCCUCCUCUUGCCAAGGCAAACAUCCAUCCCAGUCUCAGAGGAGGCAUCCCCAAGCUCAUCGGCCGGCCUGAACAUGAACAUGGGCAAAGCUGACGCUUGCGAGCGCGCCCAAGGGACAUGGGUCCCCAUGGGAUCCAGUCUCCAGAAGCAGGACCUCUCAUGAUGCUGGUGUCUGGGAGUGAGCACCAUGCCCAUCACCCAGGACAAUGCCGUACUGCACCUGCCCCUCCUGUACGAGUGGCUGCAGAACAGCCUGCGGGAGGGUGGGGACAGUCCCGAGCAGCGGCUCUGCCAGGCGGCCAUCCAGAAGCUGCAGGAGUACAUCCAACUGAACUUGGCUGUGGAUGAGAGUACAGUCCCACCUGAUCACAGUCCUCCAGAGAUGGAGAUCUGUACGGUGUACCUCACCAAGCAGUUGGGGGACACUGAAACCGUGGGGCUCAGUUUUGGGAACAUCCCUGUUUUCGGCGACUACGGUGAAAAGCGUCGAGGGGGUAAGAAGAGGAAAACCCACCAGGGUCCAGUGCUGGAUGUGGGCUGCAUCUGGGUGACGGAGCUGAGGAAGAACAGCCCAGCAGGGAAGAGUGGCAAAGUGCGACUACGGGACGAGAUCCUGUCCCUGAACGGACAGCUAAUGGUUGGAGUUGACGUCAGUGGGGCCAGUUACCUGGCUGAACAGUGCUGGAAUGGCGGCUUCAUCUACCUGAUCAUGCUGCGGCGCUUCAAGCACAAAGCCCAUCUGACUUACAAUGGCAACAAUGGCAGCCUCAGCUCAGAACCGGGAGAGACGCCUGCCUUGGAGCUGGGUGACCAAACCUCCAAAAAGGGGAGAAGAACAAGAAAGUUUGGCGUCAUUUCCAGACCCCCUAUCAACAAGGCCCCCGAAGAGCCCAAGAGCAGCAGCGGCUGUGAUGUGGCCGAUGACCCCAGCUCUGAGUUGGAGAAUGGCACAGACCCCGAACUCGGAAAUGGCCAUGCCUUUGAGCUAGAGAGUGGCCCGCAUUCUCUCAAGGAUGUGGCUGGACCCCAUCUGGAGAAGUCAGACGUGGACAGGGGAGCAGAGCUCAGAAUUCCAAAUGCAGAAGCUCCCCUGGGGGCCAGCAAUGACAAACGCCGCCUUUCAAAGGCUGGGAAGACCGACUUCCAGUCCAGCGACUCCCUGGCACGGGAGGAAGUUGGCCGGAUAUGGAAGAUGGAGCUGCUCAAAGAAUCAGAUGGGCUGGGAAUUCAGGUUAGUGGAGGCCGAGGAUCAAAGCGCUCGCCUCACGCUAUCGUUGUCACCCAAGUGAAGGAAGGAGGUGCCGCUCACAGGGAUGGCAGGCUGUCCUUAGGAGACGAACUGCUGGUGAUCAAUGGUCACUUACUGGUCGGGCUCUCCCACGAGGAAGCUGUGGCCAUUCUGCGCUCAGCCACGGGGAUGGUGCAGCUGGUGGUAGCCAGCAAGGAAAGCUCAGCGGAGGACCUCCUGAGGUUAACAUCGAAGAGCUUACCCGACCUGACUAGCUCAGUGGAGGACGUGUCCUCCUGGACAGACAACGAAGACCAAGAGGCAGACGGAGAAGAGGACGAGGGGACAGGCUUGGCCGCCGUCCGGGGCACGAUGCCGGAGUCAGAAGAAUCCCAGGACGUAGGCAGCUCUGAGGAAUCCCAGGGGAGCUUGGAAAGUCCCAAACAAGGCAACAGCAAAAUGAAGCUUAAGAGUCGUCUCUCAGGAGGUGUCCACCGCCUAGAGUCUGUUGAGGAAUAUAAUGAGCUGAUGGUCCGCAAUGGGGACCCCCGGAUCAGGAUGCUGGAGGUCUCCCGAGAUGGCCGGAAGCACUCUCUUCCCCAGCUACUGGAUUCUACUGGGACAUCACAGGAAUACCACAUCGUGAAGAAGUCUACCCGCUCUCUGAGCACCACCCAUGUGGAAUCUCCAUGGAGGCUCAUUCGGCCAUCUGUUAUUUCCAUCAUCGGGCUGUACAAAGAGAAAGGCAAGGGCCUUGGCUUUAGCAUUGCUGGAGGCCGAGACUGCAUUCGAGGCCAGAUGGGGAUUUUUGUCAAGACCAUUUUCCCAAACGGAUCAGCCGCGGAGGAUGGCAGACUCAAAGAAGGAGAUGAAAUCCUAGAUGUAAAUGGUAUACCAAUAAAGGGCUUGACGUUUCAAGAGGCCAUUCACACCUUCAAGCAAAUCCGAAGUGGGUUGUUUGUCCUCACGGUGCGCACGAAGUUACUCAGCCCCAGCCUCACGCCAUGCUCCACUCCCACACACAUGAGCAGGUCGAGCUCCCCAAGCUUCAACACCGGUGGGGGACCCCCAGCAGGAGGAGGCGCUGAUGAAGGCGGUUCCUCCUCCCUGGGGCGGAAGGCUCCUGGGCCCAAGGACAGGAUUGUCAUGGAAGUCACACUCAACAAAGAGCCAAGAGUUGGAUUAGGCAUCGGUGCCUGCUGCUUGGCCUUGGAAAACAGCCCUCCGGGUAUCUACAUUCACAGCCUGGCCCCUGGAUCAGUGGCCAAGAUGGAGAGCAACCUGAGCCGGGGCGACCAAAUCCUGGAAGUGAACUCUGUGAAUGUGCGCCAUGCAGCCUUAAGCAAAGUACAUGCCAUCUUGAGUAAAUGCCCACCAGGACCCGUUCGCCUGGUCAUCGGCCGACACCCUAAUCCAAAGGUUUCCGAACAGGAAAUGGAUGAAGUGAUAGCACGCAGCACUUACCAGGAGAGCAAAGAAGCCAACUCCUCGCCUGGCUUAGGUACCCCCUUGAAGAGUCCAUCUCUUGCCAAAAAGGACUCACUCCUCUCUGAAUCCGAGCUCUCCCAGUACUUCACCCACGAUGGGCAGGGCUCCUUGUCAGACUUCGUGGUGGCUGGCUCUGAGGAUGAGGACCAUCCCGGGAGCGGCUGUAGCACCUCUGAUGAUGGCAGCCUGCUUCCCGGACCCGCUGCUCACAAGGAGCCAGGGAAAGCCAGGGCCAACAGCCUUGUGACACUUGGAAGCCAGAGGCCCUCUGGGCUCUUACACAAGCAAGUGACAGUGGCCAGGCAAGCCAGUCUCCCUGGAAGCCCACAGGUCCUCAGGAACCCCCUCCUCCGCCAGAGGAGGGUUCGCUGCUAUGACAGCAAUGAUGCCAGCGAUGAGGAGGACUUUGAUGGUGAGGGGGACUGCAUUUCACUCCCAGGAGUCCUCCCAGACCCCAGCAGGCCUCUGCUAGAGGUUGACACGAGGCCGGCCUUGACAGCCUCUUCCAAAAGCGUCGAUGUGAGCAAGCAGGAGGAAGGACCCCAGAAACCGCUGGUCAGCAAGGCCUGCUCUGUGCCUCUCCUCGGCAGCUCGCUCUACUUAGAGCACAGCAUCCCUGAUGGAAUGGUGGGUACUCCUCCUAAGGCAGCCAGCCUGCCAGGGUCUGUAGAAACCCCCAAGAGUGGACCUGGAGUCUCUGGGAGAAAGGAGCUGUCAGGGUCAAGAAGUUCCCCGAAGCUGGAAUACAGAGUCCCUGUAGACACCCAGAGCCCAAGGAGCCCAGAACACCCCACCUCCCCACCACAGAAGAAUGAAAAUCUGGUGCCCAGACACAAGCCUGUGGCCAGGAUCAGCCCACAUUACAAGAGGUCUGAUGUUGAAGCCCCAAGUGGAGCAGCCAACGGACCGUGUGGUCAGGACUUGACAAUCCAGGUUCCAUCCAUGAAAGAUGCCAUCACUGACCAUCAUCAGCCGAGUGGAGCUGCAGAGAAGGAACUUUGGGGAAAUCCCACCCCGGGGGACAGAUAUGUCCCCACCAACUGUGGACCAGCCCGUACCCUAUGCCACCCAAACACUGGACUCCCCACAGAGAGCCUGCAGGGAGCUGCACCAGAGUGUGAGCCACACCCUGAGACUGGACGGGAUGGCUCCUCAGCCCACCUUUCCCCAGGGAAGAACAGGGAAGCUCACCCUGACUGCGGCAAGACCUCCACAGUCACAGAGCAGCACGUCGGCCAGCCUGUGCCUCCCAGGACCACGGAGCCUGAGUCCCAGGGCAUAUCUAAAGUGAAACCAGCCAGAGAGCAGAACACGGGUCCCAGGGACAAGGCCUUGGCUCCUCCUGACUUCAGCAGGACUCGGGCUGUACCUGGGGACAGCUCUCCCAACACCAAGAGAGCAGCUGUCCCCGUGAGCACAGGAGCAACACCAGCUACUGCCGUCCCUCAUGUCUCCCUUAUGUCCCAAGAAAGGAGCCGAGGGCCCACCAGGGCCUUGGAAACAACGGGACUCUGCACACCUAAAAGCUUCAAGGAUGGUGCUCAGCUUGAAGAUAGAGCUUGUGUGUCUGGGAAGACGUCAGGUGCCAGCCCCUCUCUGCCAGUGGCUACGGACAGGACCCUGUCAGGGAGCAGAGAGAGCCCCGUGACAGACAUUGACAACUUCAUCAGGGCAGCCUCUGAGGCAAGGUCACAGUCUUCUCAGAAAGCAGACCGCAGGUCUCACCCAGGCAAUUUUAAGGACCGGCCACCGGAAGGAGCUGGGGAUGGCAGUUCCCACCACGCCCAGACAGUCAGGAGUGACCAGACAUCCUCCCCAGCGAAGGCUGGGGGCACAGGCUCACCCCCGCCCCCACAGUGGGCCUCCCAGCCUUCCGUUUUGGAUUCCAUCCACCCUGACAAACAUUUUGCUGUGAACAAGAACUUUUUGAACAACUACUCCAGAAAUUUUAGCAAUUUCCAUGAAGACAGUAUCUCCCCGUCGGGCCCGGGGGACAGCACAGAACCAUCUCUCUCAUCCAUGUAUGGUGACGCCGAAGACUCAUCUUCGGACCCCGAGUCUCUUGCCGAAGCCCCACAAGCAGCUGCCGGGAAGAGCUGGUCACCUCCCCAUCCUCACGGGUCCUCUCCCAAGGCAGGUACUAGUGAGUCUGAGGACGAGCAGAUAGAAAUCUGCGCCGCGGGUGGUUGCCCUGCCACCCCGGUGACUGCCCAUCCCCCUGCCCAGGCUGCGCUCCAUCGAGUUCUACCACUCCAGCACAGUGCUCUGAGGGAGCCGGUGGGAGACUCCUGUGAAAAAGCCUGCUUCUUGCCGGGCCCCUCCCACACUGCCACCCCAAGCUCUUCCCAGCCAUUGUCCUUCCUGGAUGCGAGCUCUCCGGAGCACGAGACGCGGGUGGGCAUAAAUGCUUCACAGAGCCACGGGUCCUUACGCACAGAAGAAACCAUGGCCCCCACCAUGAGCAAGAGCUCACUCAUGGGAGACAGUCAGUCUUCUGAAAUGACCAGCCGUGGUCACAACCCGCCCUUGGCGCUUAGGAGCCCAACCAUGGUAAAUGGCUUGGAACGUGACCUGCUGGAUGGGGGGACCCCACACCAAGAAGCAGUUGCUGCUAGCGUGAUGCACAGUGUGUACACCCUGGGUGCCGAGGGCCCCAAGAAUGGGGAGGCUGUCUUGGCAAACCUACACAUCGCCGAGAAUCGCAACCUGGAUGACUUACUACAGAAACCAAAAACCAUCUCCAGGAAGCCCAUCAUGGCCUGGUUUAAAGAAAUAAAUAAAAAUGGCCAGGGUACACAUUCGCAAAGCAAAUCUGAGAAGGAACAGUCAUUGAUGCUGCCUACGAGUCCGGGCUGCACCAGCCACAGCAAGGGGGUGGCUGUGCCUAAGAGUCCUCCUCCACUGCACAAGGGUCCGGAAAACAAAGACCUGCCCAAGAAAAGCCCAGUGGAAACACUAAGUAACUGUCAGAAACCCAAGUACGGCCCUAAGCUGAAGAAACUGAAUGGCAAAAGCAAAGUGGGGCCUGAGGCCCCUGUGGCCAGCUCUGGGAAGGCUAAUGGGACCGAUCACAGGAAGACCUUGAUUUCCCCUCAGGCCUCCCAUAAAAUGCUUUCUAAGGCAGCAUCACACCGGCUCCACAGAGCUGACCAAGAAGAGCCGAGCAACACUCCUGUGGAUACCCCCAAGCCUCCCCAGAGCAUAUCUGAGGGCAAGCCACCCCUGGCUGCCUCUGGGUCACCGAGGACCUCGGCGUCAGACACCAGCAUCCGAACCUUGACUUUACCCCUGACCUCCCCCAAGACUCUCCCUGAGCAAAGUGCAAGCGGUAGGUUCCACGUGGCUAUCUCCUCGGAAUCUGACACAAGCUGUCCAACCACUUCCAGGUCCCCUGGGUGUGGAGCAGAGGGCAAGGUGCCCCAGGGUGACUCUGGGUCAGCCAGCCCCACAGCACCAAGGAGCAGCAUGGCCUUGGCGGGGGUCAGACAGGGCAAGCAGUUCACGCUCAGCCAAGUGGACUUGGUGGUGUCAGAAGCAGCCCAGCCCCGGGGGAUCGGUGAGAAAGGAAGUGAAAACACUAAUGAUCCCCUCGAAAAGAUGAACCCGCUGAAAAUAGUUGAUAUUUCUUCUGAAAGAAUGCCAAAGAAUGCAUGUGGUGACAAGCCACCUGACAGUGACAGACAGGGAGGGUUCUUGACCCAGAGCGGCUGUCAGGAAAAGAGUGGAAUCAGCCUCUGGCCGUCAGCAGGAUCAUCCCCAAAACACCCACCCCCUCCUCCCUCUCACACCUCCCAGGUGGAGCGGGAAAUGCGCAGGUCCUUGGGCAUGGCCAAACCAGCCUCCUCCCCUGCUAAAACGCCAGAUUCCUCCCAGGGCCGAUCAAGCCAGAUGCCAGCCUCCCUAGGGGUGCCCAGGAAUGGUGUACCCAUGGGCCCUGGGGGAGAGGAGCAACCCUACUUCACACCCAGGCCAGCCACCAGGACUUACUCCAUGCCAGCUCAGUUCUCAAGCCACUUUGGACGAGAAGGUCCUUCCCCACCCAGCCCAAGUCGCUCGCCUCAGGACCCCCAGGUCCCUGGGACGAGUGUCAGUCUCUCGGAGGCAAAGACAGCCAAAGGCAUGACUAAUGGACAGGGUAUGUACAGUGUGAAGCCUCUGCUGGAAACGGCAAAGAACCUGCCGCCAAUGGAUGGCGGGGAUGGCGGUGCUGUCCCUGAGGCGAGCUGCCCCAUCCCAGACAAAGUCAAAGCCACCAGGAGACAUUACUGCCAUGAGCAGAGUUGGCCCCAUGAAUCUACCUCGUUUUUCUCUGUAAAGCAGAGGAUCAAGUCUUUCGAGAACCUGGCCAAUUCUGACCGGCCUGCAGCCAAAUCUACAACAUCCCCAUUCUUAGCUGUGAACUCCAAGCCUCCCAUUGGCAGACGGUCAUCUGGCAGCAUCCCUUCAGGGAGCCUCAGCCACCCCAGUGAUGUGACAGCAAGGUCCCUGAGAAGAAGCCUCAGUUCCUGCAGUGAAAGUCCGAGUGAAGCCAUCAGCCUCCUUCCGCAGAUGACCAAGUCCCCGUCCAGCACGACGCUGACUGUCUCCAGGCAGAAUCCACCAGAGCCUAGCCACAAGGGCCCCAGCUCAGACCCAAAGAAAUCACUUGUCCCCGUGGGAAUCCCCACCUCAACAGUGACCCCAGCCUCACCCGUGAAGAGGAACAAGUCCUCAGUGCGCCACGCCCAGCCUUCCCCUGUGUCCCGAUCCAAGCUCCAGGAGCUGAGAGCCUUGAGCAUGCCAGACCUGGACAAGCUGUGUGGUGGGGAGGACUACUCUGCUGGUCCAGGCACCGUGCUCUUCAGAACCCAGCUGGAAAUCAUCCCCAGAAGGUCACCUGGUUCCCCGGCUACCUCUCCGGCCGGCUCCCCAGCUCGAGGCCAUCCAGGCCUGGACGGACCAGCCUCCCUCCCAUGUCCUACAAAUGGUAGGACCAGAGCCUACCCAGGAGGAAACAGCUCUCCAACCAGUGAGCCUAUAGUACCCGCUGGAGCCAAGGAAGGGGAUGAACCCGUGCGGGCCCUGCCUUCCGGAAGAAGCUGGUCGGUGAGUUUGGAUCAACUCCUUGCCUCAGCGGGGGACCAGCAGAAAUUACAGGCCGUUUUAUCGUUGGUGGGGUCAAAAUCUACCAUUUCUACUCUCAUUCAGGAAGCGAAGGCACAAUCAGAGAAUAAAGAAGACACUUGCUUCAUAGUCUUGAAUAAAAAAGAAGGCUCAGGUCUGGGAUUCAGUGUGGCAGGAGGGUCAGACGUGGAGCCAAAAUCAGUCAUGGUCCACAGGGUGUUUUCUCAGGGUGUGGCUUCUCAGGAAGGGACUGUGAGCCGAGGGGAUUUCCUUCUCUCCAUCAAUGGCACUUCCUUGGCUGGUUUAGCCCACAGCGAGGUCGUGAAGGUUCUGCACCAGGCCCAGCUGCACAAACAGGCCCUCAUGAUCAUCAAGAAAGGCAAUGAGUAUCCCAGGCCCUCCCUCAGGCAGGAGCCUCCCUCUGCCAAUGGAAAGGGUCCACUCCCCAGAAAGACCUUGCCGCUGGAGCCCGGGGCUGGGAGAAAUGGAGCUGCUCACGAUGCUCUGUGUGUUGAAGUGCUGAAAACCUCAGCCGGGCUGGGACUGAGUCUGGACGGAGGCAAAUCAUCCGUGUCUGGAGACGGGCCCCUGGUAAUUAAGAGGGUGUACAAAGGUGGCGCAGCGGAACAAGCUGGGACAAUAGAGGCUGGCGAUGAAAUCCUCGCUAUCAAUGGGAAACCUUUGGUUGGGCUGGUGCACUUUGAUGCCUGGAAUAUUAUGAAGUCCGUUCCAGAAGGGCCUGUGCAGCUAGUGAUUAGAAAGCACAGGAAUUCGUGAGUUUUAACAGGGAUCUCCUCCCCCAGAUUCACUUCUUUUAACCAAUCAGAAUGACUUCUUUUAAUGACGGGUUCUUGACUCAACCAACAGCUUCUACAGAUGUCCCCGAUUGUACUUUACAUGAAGCCUGGACUCCGGAAACCUCCUUCCCGGACCACCGAGGCUGGGGAGUGUCAUUUCGUUCAGUGCCUGCCCCGCCCCCGCCCCGCCCCGCCCCCUUACAUUUGCAGUGCGAUCAAGAGCUCUGCUCUUCUUCUGGAACACCUAGCUACACCUUUGCAUCCCUCCCCCCUUACCACUCCCCAGCAUCAGUCCUGGUGAGUAGGGACCAGGGUAACUGGUAACACAAAUGCCCCAGCUAAAAUGAUGUAUGAAUGUAGAUUUAUAUAAUUUUGUAAGUCAAUGGCACAGUGCUUUUAGGUACGUACCUGCAGUGGAAGGCAGAGCUAUGGGUCUGUGUAUGUUACCCUGAAAAAAAUAUAUAAAUGAGACUUAAAGAAAAUGAAUUUAUGACCUAGUUGUUAGGCAGAGCUCAGGAAUUACGCAACAGUGAAAAAGACGACCAUGUUGAAAAGUGCUAUUUUUUAAUGAACGUGAUGUACGAUGUGGACUAGGAAGUUCCGAUCAUUUUGUGUUUCUGAGAGUGUAGGUCAUAAGGCUGCUAUGGAGUGACAGUCCUGAUGAAUUGCAAUAAAUAGUCGUGAGCCUCCCUGAGCGGGAGGAGGAAGGUCUAGCCUGAAAGCACCUUGCAUCUAGUUCUCACACUUGAGUGUAUGUUUGAAUACAAGACUGGUCAACCCAAGAGCAGGCAAAACCGUCAGCGUGUGUCUGUCCCCACACACAUGCACCACCACCUUAAAGGCAAUUUUCAGAGUUAAAUCCUUCAGUU
Molecule: messenger RNA, 9649 nt
Organism: Peromyscus eremicus (cactus mouse)
Lineage: Eukaryota; Metazoa; Chordata; Mammalia; Rodentia; Cricetidae
Gene: Pdzd2
Product: PDZ domain containing 2
Exons: 24
Coding region: 352-8760 (2802 amino acids)
Molecular function (GO): protein binding
Source: RefSeq, a predicted model, not a curated record